CGAGGAAGUCACCAAGCCCACCUUCGACAUGAGUGACCUCAGGUGAUUACGGGACGGUUUAUUUAGCCUUAAAGAACUUGAAUCAGAUCCUUUCGCGUUGUUGCGCAGGACACGAAGUGAUUUUGAUAGUUUUUCCAGGAUUCACGCGGUUUUUCGGACGCGUUCCGUGCGCAGAGGCGCCGCUGGAGAAUAAAAAAAGGACUUUGCGCAAACGAACGCCACAUCUCUGUACCACCAUGAGUUAGAUUAAACAUUUUCACCAACUUGAGACACACAUAAAGCACUUUUUUUUAGACAACGGGAGUCCUUAACUGGAAGUUUUCAUGCAGGACGCAUGGAGGAUCCGGUGUAAAGGUGCUCGAAGGAUGCCGUCUGGUCCCGGGUUCAGGACAUCUGGCUGUUGGAUGCUGCAGUUUGUCCCUCACAUCUGAGAGCCAUGGCUUCUGAGGUGGUGUGUGGUCUGAUCUUCAGAGUGCUGUUGCCAGUGUGUCUGGCGGCAGCAUGUCUGUUCAGGUACAAUGGACUGUCCUUCAUCUACCUCCUCUACCUCCUCCUCAUCCCUCUGUUCCCCGAACCCUCCAGUAUAACCAUGCAAGGUUACACUGGACACUUGCUGAAGUCUUUAUGCUUCUGCAGUAUGACCUUUCUCUUCAUCCACAUCGUCUAUCAAAUCACCAUCCACAGUUUGCUGGCUGCAAACUCUAUCGAUUCUGAAUUCAACUGUUCAGCGUGGGAGAAGUCAAUACGACAGAUUGGUUUUGAGAGUGUUAUUGGUGCAGAUGCGGGCAAUGGUAUCCGAGUCUUCCUGCCGGACAUUGGGAUGUUCAUGGCCAGUCUGUCCGUGUGGCUGCUGUGCAGAAAGCUGGUCCACAAGCGUCCCAGUGAAGAAAUGGCGCAGGACAACCAUGACUUUGAGCCCGAGGAGAAGGAGGAGGAUGACGAGAAAGUGGAAGAUGAUGAGGAGGAGGAGGACGAGAUGCUCUAUGACGAGGACUUUGAUGCAGAAGACGAGGCAGAGGAAGAGGAUGUGGACGGAGGAGGUCUGGAGGAGGAAGAGGAGGAGGAGGAGGAGGAGGUGCAGGAGAGCACAAAGAUGAAGAUUCUGCGCAGAGUUGCAGGAGUCGCAAAUAAACUCAAAGAGAUCAUCGGUAACCUCAUCACAACCGCUGGACAGGUGGUGGUCACCAUUCUCCUGGGAUUAACAGGUGUCACGCUGCCCUCUCUGAGCUCAGCCGUCUACUUCUUUGUGUUUUUGGGGCUGUGCACGUGGUGGUCGCUCUGCAAGACCUUCGACAAGCUGCUCUUCAGCUGUCUGUGUGUCCUCAUGGCCAUCUUCAGUGCUGGACAUCUCAUCAUACUUUAUUCCAACCAGUUCCAGUUCCUGCAGGAGGCCAUCAGCCUCAACGACAGCUACACCAGUGUGUUUGGCAUCUCCUCCAUUGUUCGGACCGACUGUUCCUCGACCUGGAAGCUUGCUGUCAACAGUGGUCUGAGCUGGCACCAUUUCGUCAAUCCCAUCAUGCUCUUGGUCCUGUACUACACACUGGCCACCUUGAUCCGUCUGUGGCUGCAAGAUCCCAUGAUCAUGCAAGAGAGUGAGGAAGAGGAGAUAAACGAGGGAAAUGAGACCGCGGGAAACAGCUUCGUUCACUCGUUGAUUGGGAAGCGGCUGCUCUGGUGGAAAGCGCAUCAGAAAACCGAGGAAAGAAAUCUAAUCUCCACUCAGGACGGGUACAGCACCUCGGAGGUAGCGGUGAUAAACUCAAAUGGGACGUCAUUUGAUUAUGUCUCCGCUGUGCCCAUUGACAACGGACCGGUCAGUCUGGACAUUUACUCAACUCCUCAGUACAAAGUGGACCAGCCUGUCGAAUUCGAAGAGAAGACGGAUGAAAACACGAAUGAGAUCUUGGACUCACAGCUGGAGGAGGAAGAGGAGAAGACAGAUGCAGAAGAGGAAGAGGAAGAAGAGGAGGAAGAGCAGGGUGGACCACCAGGAGCUCUUGUGAAAGUGUUCAAGUUCAUUAUGAAGCAGAGCUACAUCUGUGCUCUUAUUGCUAUGAUGGCGUGGAGUAUAACGUACGUGAGCUGGCUGACGUUUGUCUUUCUGCUGUGGUCCUGUACUCUGUGGAUGGUGCGUGACCGGAGGAAAUACGCCAUGAUGACCUCGCCGUUCAUGGUGGCCUAUGGGAACCUCCUGUUGGUCCUUCAGUAUAUCUGGUGUUUUGAGCGCUUGGAUCCAGUGCCGGGUUUCUUUCUGAAGAUGGAGGUGCCCUUCACUGAACUGAGCACCAAGGUUCUGUGUCAGCUGAGUUUCUGGCUUCUGCUCAGACAAACUUUGAUGGAGAGACAACAGAAGAUGGAAGAAGAAGCAGCUCUUUGUGACGUCCAAAUAGAUGAGCAGAAAAAAGAGGAAGAAAAAGAGCAAGAGGAAGAGGAGGGGGACGAGAACGACCUGAUGCAUGUGAUUGGGAAACUAGUGAUGGCUCUGCUGGUGAAAUACUGGAUCUAUGUUUGUGGAGGAAUGUUCUUCUUCGUCAGCUUCGAAGGAAAGAUGGUCAUGUACAAGAUUAUCUACAUGAUGAUGUUUCUGUCCUGCGUGGCUCUUUAUCAGGUGCAUUAUGAAUGGUGGCGCAGGAUCCUGAAGUACUUCUGGAUGUCUGUGGUGAUGUACACCAUGCUAGUGCUCAUCCUAAUCUACACCUGUCAGUUUGAGAACGCCAUCGCUACCUGGACCAGAAUGACGGGGAUAAGAGAAGAAGGACUGAAAGCCAUGGGUCUGGAGAAGUACAUCCUCUCUGAUCUGUUCACCCGUAUCUUCAUCCCCACGUCCUUCCUGCUGGUCUGCAUCCUGCACCUGCAUUACUUCCACGACCGCUUCCUGCAGCUCACCGAUCUCAAAGCCGUCAUCAGCAAAGAGCAGAGCACCAUUUACAGACUGGCUCAUCCUGACGGGAGUCUGGCGGAUCUGACGAUGAUGAGCACAUCUCCAGAGCCGCUGCUGAAGGAGGAGAAGGAGAGAGAGUCCAUGGACAAGGUGCUGGUCGUGGACUGUGUGGAGGAGGAGGAGAAGAAGAAAGAGUCUCUGUCCAUUCAUUCAGCUCAUCUGUCCAGUCAGGAGGACAUUCAGCAGUUCAGUGCCACCACAGAUCCAGAACUGCCCUCAGAACAGAGCUCAGACCUCAAGAAUAAAUGGCACUUGGUGGUGGACCGGCUCACGGUCCUGUUCCUCAGGUUCCUGGAGUACUUCCACAAGCUAAAGCUCUUCAUCUGGUGGCUCCUGGAGAUGCACAUCAUCAAGAUCGUGUCCACUUACAUCAUCCUGCUCUCUGUUAAAGAGGUUUCGCUGCUGAACUAUGUGUUUUUGAUCUCAUGGGCGUUUGCGCUGCCGUAUCAGCAGUUUCGAGUUCUCGCUUCCAGCAUUUGCACCAUCUGGACAUGUGUCAUCAUCGUCUGCAAGUUGUUUUAUCAGCUAGAGACCAUCAGACCUGAUAACUACUCAAGUAUUUGUACUAUGCCAUUCAAUUACACAGAAAAUCAAAAGAUGGAUAUGAAUUAUUCCCUACUGUACCGGAAGCCUGUGGAUCCGGCAAACUGGGUCGGUCUGGAGAAGUUUGUUGAUAUACUGCCCAACCUGAGGAAUAACUUGUUGAUGUUGGCCAUCUUGGCGUUUGAAGUCACCAUUUACAGACACCAGGAGUUUUUCCGUCUGAGAAACAAACUCUCUCCUCCUCCGUCUCGGACCAUCUUUCAUGACAUCACCCGGCAACAUCUCGACUACAGCAUCGUCAACUGCGCCAAAUACUUCAUCAACUACUUCUUCUACAAGUUUGGUUUAGAGGUGUGUUUCCUGUUGGCGAUCAAUGUGAUGGGUCAGCGGAUGGAUUUCUACUCCAUGCUGCACGGCUUGGCUUUGGCUGUGGUGAUGUACAGACGCAGGCGGAAAGCCAUCGCUGAGAUCUGGCCCAAAUACUGCUGCUUCCUGGCCUGCAUGAUCACCUUCCAGUACUUCAUCUGCAUUGGAAUCCCACCGGCUGCUUGUAAAGAUUAUCCCUGGAGGUUUCCUGGUUCCAUGAUGGAUUCUGACGUUAUUAAAUGGCUUUACCUUCCUGAUUUCCACACUCAGCCCAACUCCAUGUUCCUCGUCUAUGACUUCAUGCUGCUGCUGUGUGCGUCGCUGCAGAGGCAGGUGUUUGAAGAUGAAAACAAAGCUGCGGUUCGUCUGAUGGCGGGAGAUAACGUGGAGAUCUGUCGAGACCUGGACGCGGCGUCCUUCAGCGUUCACAACCCAGUACCAGACUUCAUUCACUGCAGGUCGUACCUGGACAUGCUGAAGGUGAUCAUGUUUAGCUACCUGUUCUGGUUCGUCCUGACCAUCAUCUUCAUCACGGGCACGACUCGGAUCAGCGUCUUCUGCAUGGGUUACCUGGUGGCGUGUUUUUACUUCCUGCUCUUUGGUGGCGAUCUCUUGCUCAAGCCAAUCAAGAAGAUCCUCCGUUACUGGGAUUUCCUCAUAGCUUACAAUGUCUUCGUCAUCACAAUGAAGAACGUGUUUGCUAUUUUGGCGUGUGGUUAUAUCAAGCAUUUGGUGAAGAAUAGCUGCUGGUUGGUUCAGCUGCUCAGUCUUGCCUGCACCAUAAAAGAAUACAAAGCUCUUGAAGGCGUGUCUUUAGAUGGAUGUGAGGUGCCGAGGGACGAGGCUGGGAUUAUUUGGGACAGUAUCUGCUUUACGUUCCUCCUGCUGCAGAGACGUGUCUUCAUGAGCUACUACUUCCUGCAUGUGGUCGCAGACAUCCGCGCCGGACAGAUUCUCGCAUCUCGAGGAGCAGAGCUGUUUCAGGCCAGCAUUGUGAAGGUCGUGAGAGCUCGUCUGGAGGAGGAGAAGAGAUCCAUGGAGCAACUGAAGAGACAGAUGGAUCGUAUUAAGACGCGGCAGCAGAAGUUCAAGAGAGGAAAGGAGAAGAUGCUCAGCAUGGCUCAGGUGUCUGGAGACGAGCAGAAACUCGUCCAACCUGACGACAACGAAGACGAUGACGAUGAGAAAAAGAAAAACAAGGUGCAAAAAAAGCAGUGGUGGAGGCCUUGGGUUGACCAUGCGUCCAUGGUGAGAAGUGGUGAUUAUUACCUGUUUGAAACUGACAGUGAAGAGGAAGAGGAAGAGGAGGAGAAAAAAGAAGAAGAACUGCCCAAGAGAUCAGCCUUCCUGUUUGUGUAUCACACCUGGAUCGCUGACUCUAAAGCAGCCCUGAAAGAAAGAGGCAAAGGGAGACGUCAUUUCUGGAAGCGAUACGGCCGCAGACGUAGAAAAGACAAGAAAGACGGUCAUGUGGCGAUAGAGAUCGGUGAAGAAGAUCGUCAGAGUUCAGAGGAAGACAAAACGGACGGACCAGACAACAUCAUCAAGAGGGUCUUCAACAUCAUCAAGUUCACCUGGGUGCUGUUUCUGACCACCGUUGAGAGCAUCACCAAGUGGCUGAACUCCGUCUGCAGAGAAUACAUCGACAUCUCCACCGUUCUGCGCAUCGAGCGCUGCAUGCUGACCAGAGAAGUCAAGAAGGGAAACGUGCCGUCCCGCGAAAGCAUACAUGUGUACUACAAGAAGCAGAUGAAACUGAACGGAUCUCGUGAAUCUGGACUGGACCGGAUCAGUGAGGAGGACUCCUGCUCGAACAGAGCGCGCCGCAGACGAGUCGAUCACAGUCUGGAUUCCUUCGCUUCCAGAGACAGCAUGUCCAGCGCAUACACCGAAGCCACCAUGCUGAUGUCCUGUCAGUCCACUCUGGAUGACUUAGACGACAUGCCUCAGAAUAUUCCCAAAACCAGCGAACGCGCUCGUCCCAAGCUACGCAAAAUGUAUGGUCUGGACAUGUCCAACUCCUCUGCGGACAGUGGAAGCAGCGUCAUGUCCAGUGAAGCUACUCAGUGCAUCACACUGUUCUCUCGGCAAGGAACCAACGACACUAUAGACGAGGUCGAGGACGAGAAAGAACAGGUGCAGGUGAAAGAGGACGAAACCGCUGAGACUGUUGAGGACAAACCUGAGAGAGCAGAUCACGAGGAACUGAAAGAGGAAGAAGUGAAACAGGAAGCAGCCAAUGAGCUGGAAGAGGAAGAGACACAGGAAGUGACAGGUGAGCUGCCAGAAGAAGAGAGGCAGGAAGAGACCGAUGAGCCAGAAGAGGAAGUGACACAAGAAGGGACAGAUGAGCUAGCAGAAGAAGAGAAGCAGGAAGCGACAGAUGAGCCGGCAGAGGAAGCUACAGGAGAUGUGGAAGAGGAAAUCCAAUGGGAUUUAGUGGAUCCAGAGGAAGCAGUUGAAGAUGUUCAGGCUCCUCAGCUGGAUUGUGAGGAGCAUCGAGAGGAAGAGCAGUACAUUACUGAAGAUGAGGACGGUGAACAGCCGAUCCGACAGGACGAGGGCGAAUCAUCAGGACUGGAGAACGUGGUCAGCGGACAGCUUUUCACCCCGGACACAGACGCCCCCAACACCUCGGACGCUGACGUGCCGCCCAGCUACAGCAAAGCCGUGAGCUUCGACCGUCUGUCUGUGAGCUCGGACGAAAGUGACAGUGACAAACGGCUGAUGCUGAUGACGCCCGACAGCAGAUCCGAUCUGGACGACCCUCUGCUGCCCUCCAUGACCACCGAUCUGACCGCCAGCGAACUGCUGCUCAACAAAAUGUUCUAUGAUGAGGAGCUGGAGAACUCUGAGCGUUUCUAUAAAUCGCAGCCGCUCGGGCUCCAGCUGUGUUAUGCUCUCUAUAACCUGCUGGUGGCGCACUCUGAGAUGGUCUGUUUCCUGGUCAUCAUCCUCAACCACAUGAUCUCGGCUUCCAUGGUGACUCUGGUGCUGCCCAUCCUCAUCUUCCUGUGGGCGAUGCUCUCUGUUCCUCGGCCCAGCAAGCGUUUCUGGAUGACGGCCAUCGUGUACACAGAGGUCACCAUCGUCAUCAAAUACUUCUUCCAGUUCAGUUUUUUCCCAUUCAACCAGAACCUGAAAGUCAAUGAGGGGAAGCCAUACCAUCCGCCCAACAUCAUCGGCACAGAGAAGAAGGAAGGAUACGUGCACUAUGACCUGAUUCAGCUGCUGGCGCUGUUUUUCCACAGAUCCAUACUAAAGUGUCACGGUCUCUGGGAUGAAGACGACCCUAAAGCGUCCCAUAAGGAUGAGGGUCUUCAUCGAGACGAUUCUGUGGACGAGGGGAAGAUGGCGGUGGCGAUUCCAGCUGAAGAAGAGAAGAAGAGUUCUCCAGCGUACUCGCUCAAGUCCGUGAACCUCGGCAGGUCCGUGGACUCGUCCCAGGUCCAUGUGCAGAUACUUUACCCCGAGCAUCGGCCUCACCUGCGACGGCAGAGCACUUGCGGAUCUCACCUGUCCCGCCGCUCAUCUGUGCGCUCCAAACGCGGCAGCACAAGCACACGGAACAGCGUUCAUAGAGAAAACAGCAGCACAGAGCCAGAAGUACCACAGAAGAGCCGCAAAGAACUGAUUAUGGAGAAGAUCCGAGAGCAGCUCAUCAAAGCAAAGGUUUAUGUGAUCAAAAAACUGGUUGAGUUCUAUCAGCCCAUCCGUCAGUUCUUCUAUAACCUGAUCCACCCGGAGUACAACGCCGUCACAGACGUUUACGUCUUGAUGUUUCUAGCAGACACUGUUGAUUUCAUCAUUAUUGUCUUUGGCUUCUGGGCAUUUGGGAAACACCAGGGAGGUGCUGACAUCACAUCCUCGCUGUCUGAAGACCAAGUUCCCGGGCCGUUCCUCGUCAUGGUGCUCAUCCAGUUCGGCACGAUGGUGGUGGAUCGCGCCCUGUACCUCCGCAAGACAGUGAUGGGAAAAGUGAUUUUCCAGGUCGUCCUGGUGUUCGGCAUCCAUUUCUGGAUGUUUUUCAUCUUACCAGGAAUCACAGAGAGGCGCUUCAGUCAGAACCCGAUCGCUCAGCUCUGGUACUUUGUGAAAUGCAUUUACUUCGGCCUGUCAGCGUAUCAGAUCCGCUGUGGAUAUCCGACUCGCAUCCUGGGAAACUUCCUCACCAAGAGCUACAACUACGUCAACCUCUUCCUCUUCCAGGGGUUUCGUCUGAUCCCGUUCCUGACGGAGUUGCGUGCGGUGAUGGACUGGGUUUGGACGGACACGACGCUCAGCUUGUCUAGCUGGAUCUGUGUGGAGGACAUCUACGCUCACAUCUUCAUCCUCAAAUGCUGGAGGGAGUCCGAGAAGCGUAACCCUCAGCCACGCGGCCAGAAGAAGAAGAAGGUCGUGAAGUAUGGAAUGGGCGGCAUGAUCGUGAUGCUCCUGAUCUGCAUCGUUUGGUUCCCGCUGCUCUUCAUGUCUCUGGUCAAAUCUGUGGCAGGAGUGGUCAACACCCCGCUGGACGUGUCCGUCACGCUCACGCUGGGAGGACUUCAGCCGAUCUUCACGAUGAGUGCCCAGCAGAACCAUCUAAAAACUGUGUCUCCUGCAGAGUUUGCCGAGUUUGUAAAAAAAUACAGCUCUGAUGCAAAUGCCUUGCAGUUCCUGGAGUCUUAUAUUCCUGAGGAUUUGACCAUAGCCCAACUAGAAGGAAGUUCGAACUCGCUCUGGACCAUCAGCCCCCCGAGCAAGGAGAACCUCAUUAAAAUGCUCAGUAAAUCAACUGAGACGUUCCCUCUCACCUUCGCCUGGUCCAUACAGAGGAACCUCAGUCUAGGUGCCAAAGUUGAAACUGCAAUAGGAAAACACUACAUUGACUUGGACGAAAUUACCAGAAGUAAACUAACAAAUCUACUGAAUGGAACCGAGCAAAAAGAAGUGAACAUCACAAACAUUUUUCCAAGAUACAUCAGAGCACCGAGCGACUCCAAUGCCAAGCCUAUUGAGCAGCUUUACCUCGGGAAACAAUACAUGAACAUCACGCUGUCCUUACAUAAAUCCAACCAAAAUAGCACAGAAGGCCUCCAGGAGUGGUGGAUCGUGAAACAGAUGGAAAGAGGGCCUAUAUCUUUGAAGGAUGGAAACGAAUCUGGUCUGGAGCUCUACAUCAUCAGUGACCAAGUCAGUCCACCCAGUCUGGGCUUUCUGGCUGGUUAUGGGAUCAUGGGUCUGUACAUGUCAGUGGUUCUGGUUAUCGGGAAGUUCGUGCGCGAGUUCUUCAGCGGGAUCUCUCACACCAUCAUGUUCGAAGAGUUGCCCAAUGUGGACCGGAUCCUCAAGCUCUGCACCGACAUCUUCCUGGUCCGAGAGACAGGGGAACUGGACCUGGAGGAAGACCUGUACGCCAAACUCAUCUUCCUCUACCGCUCUCCAGAAACCAUGAUCAAGUGGACCAGAGAGAAGAGUGAGUGAGUGAGGAUGAGGACGCUGACCUUCGGAGGAACUCCAUGAGAAGCGUAAAGCGGGAAUUGUGCCUCCUUCCCAAAGAGCACAGUUGAAUUGAACCAGAGAAGCUUUGCUCUUCAUGUUAACUGAUGAAACGUUAGCACUCGUGUAGUUUUCAUCCAGUGGACGUGCACUUGCUAGUGUUUUUUAAGGGCUUGAUAAGUGAACUUUAGGGCUUCCAGGCAUGCGCCACUUUGAUACGACUCUCGUCUUUGGGAGUGCAUGCGACGUUAUGGACAUAGACGAGAAAUACUCAACCUACUACAGACUUUGGGCUUGAUUUUUAACUUCUCUCGGAAGGUGAGAAACUGAAGCCCUGUAGGUGGCGCUGUGAAUUUCGUGACAAUCUCUAUUUGCCUUAUUUCAUUAGUACAAUCAACUAGACGCAUCAUUAUCCACCACCUUUCUCAGGAAUACAUUCGGAUCAUUUCAUCACGACGGGAUCUCAAGCUUUUUUCUCAUGUACAACAAAGUGUGAAGUGGAGCGUACGCAACAGUAAUAACUUCACUCCUUGGGGACUUUAAGGAGAUCAUCUGUCAUUUAUGAACACAGAUUAGGAAAGUGUGAAGGACGUUUAGUGUUUUUAUAAGGCUUGAAGUAUUAUGUCUUUUCAAAGUGAAUGGGAGAUUGUUUUCACAUUACAAUUAAUGAUUGAUCAGUUUCAGCGGAUCUUGUUAUCUAAGAGCCUCAUUUCAUGAAAUAGAAAGAAUUUGAAUGUGUUUUCUGUGUACAUUUCCUCAUACGUCCAAAUGGUUUUAUGAAUGGUUUACAUAUAAAUUAGUUCAGAAGGAAUUUCGAAUGUGUCUGUGUACUGUACAUUUGUUUGUAAAUUCAAAUGAUUUUAUGAAUGAUUUACAUCGAAUGACUAAUUUUUGAAUGUGUUUCUUCAUAAAUUUUCUAAAUUAUUUACUCUGAAAUUGGUUCAGAACUAAUUUUUGAAUGUGAUUCUAUGUAUAAAUCCAAAUUAUUUUAAGAAUCAUUUAUUCAGAGCACAUUUUGAAUGUUUUUGUUUAUAUUUUUGACGUGCACAGUUAUUGUUCAGAACCAUUUUUGAAUGAAUUUCUUCGUAAAUCCAAGUUAUUUCAUUGAUGAUUUACACACAUUUGUUCAGGACAAAUUAAGAAUGCAUUUCUUUUUCAUAAAUCCAAAUAAUUUUAUUUAUGAUUGGCGUAAAUUUGUUUAAAAUGAAUUUUAAAUGCAUUUCUGUAUGCAUUUUUUAAUAUAUCCAAAUGAUUUAAUGAUUGAUUUACACAGCCAUGUGUUUAGAACCGAUUUUGAAUGUGUUCUUAUGUAUGUUUCUUCAUAAAUAAUUCAUAAAAUAAUUUGGAUUUAAAUAGAAAUACAUUCUAAAUACAUUUUUGGUGUUCCUGUGAAAAUUAUUUGUCAUAAUUCUAAAUUAUUUUAUUAAUUAUUCACACAAAAAUUGUUUUUGAAUGCAUUUCGAUGUACAUUUCUUCAUAAGUCCAAAUAAUUGUAAGAAAUAUUUACAUAGAAAUUCAUUCAGAGUGAUUUUUUUAUGUUUAUUUAAUCGUAAAUCCAAGUUAUUUUAUGAAUGAAUCACACAGAAAUUAGUUUAGAAUGAAUUUGAAUGCAUUUCUUCAUAAAUCCAAUUAAUUUUCUGAAUGAUCUACAGAGAAAUGUAUUCAGAAAUACACAGAAUUCAUGGAAUUUCAAUUGUUUGCUAAACCAUUUUCACAGUGCAACAAUAACGUACUGUAAAAUGGUUUCUGAUCAUUGUGCCUCAUUCAUGCAACACAAACAGAAUGAACAUUUUCGUGUUUCAGAAAUCAAUAUUUCGUGGAAACAUUUGACUUGUGGUGAAAAUGAAUAAUGGAUAUUAGUUAUAAACAGGUAGUCUACAUCCUUGAAGGCAUGAGAGUUAUUAAAUAUGCAUCGCCAGGCCUGUUGUACUCGUCAGAAAGUUGUUUGUACAUGAGGAAGAAUCUGACUCACAUUUGUACUACGUACUUAUAUUUAUUUGAGCAAUACGACAGGCGGGUGGACCAUAAAGGACAUGAAAUCCAUUUUUAUCCAACACCUUUGGCAUCCAUUCUCAGGAAGGAGCUUUCUAUGAUCAUGGACUCUCAGAUGAACCGCUGGAGUCUCUGCUAGGCUGUAGAUUUACAAUGGGAUCAUGUGCAUCAUAUUUGACUAUCAAUGUGAGCUCCACGCCGACGGAUCGUGUUGUGCUGAUGCUUGAGGAGAACAUUGAAUAUUGUUUUUGAGUCCAUCUCUGAACUAUGCAUUAAAGACAAUGUAGCAUGAAUG
Molecule: messenger RNA, 11618 nt
Organism: Carassius gibelio (silver crucian carp)
Lineage: Eukaryota; Metazoa; Chordata; Actinopteri; Cypriniformes; Cyprinidae
Product: piezo-type mechanosensitive ion channel component 2-like
Exons: 53
Coding region: 437-9316 (2959 amino acids)
Biological process (GO): cellular response to mechanical stimulus; regulation of membrane potential; detection of mechanical stimulus
Cellular component (GO): plasma membrane
Molecular function (GO): mechanosensitive monoatomic ion channel activity; monoatomic cation channel activity
Source: RefSeq, a predicted model, not a curated record